Molecule: messenger RNA, 2563 nt
Organism: Drosophila eugracilis
Lineage: Eukaryota; Metazoa; Arthropoda; Insecta; Diptera; Drosophilidae
Gene: Sec6
Product: exocyst complex component 3
Exons: 3
Coding region: 140-2431 (763 amino acids)
Biological process (GO): exocyst localization; exocytosis
Cellular component (GO): exocyst
Molecular function (GO): SNARE binding
Source: RefSeq, a predicted model, not a curated record
GACAGGCGAUCAUGGUCCAGUUUAAGUUCGGCCAGCUUGUGCCAAAAAGUGGGCGACACAAAGGAUUCCCAAGCUUUCAGUUGAAACUGCACUAUAGUUAUUUUCAUUUUCGGAAUGUGGAUGUUCACUGCACCAUGUAAUGGUCACACUAGUACACCCACUGCUGGUGAAGAUUAGAUUGACCAAAACAGAGCUAAAAACAAACCAAUUUAAAAUGGAUCUGCAGCAGCUGGAGGAGCAAGCGCGCCAGGCGGCGCUAAAGGACAUACAGAAUAUGCUACAACGGCCGGGACAGCUGGAGAAGGUGGAGCAAUAUCGUCACCGCAUCGCCCGAAAGAAGGCCUCUGUGGAGGCACUCCUCAAGACCGGUAUGCAGGGACAACUGGACGGUGUCAGGGUGGGUCUUAAGCAGCUGGAGACUUGCAUGGAGGACGUUCGCGAGGUGAGACGCCGUAUGGACGAGGUGGAGCGUCUCCUUAGGGGCGUUCCCGAAGUUUAUGACGCACUCGAGGUCGUUCGAGAGGAAAACACAAAACACUCGCAAUAUGCCACUGCCAUGGAAAAUCUGAAGCACAUCUUUAAUGUAGACGCCAGCGUCCAAAAGACAAUGUCCCUGAUCGAGGACGACAAGCUGCUCAAUGCCCACCAGUGCCUGGCUGAUUUAGAAAACUCUCGGGAUGAUCUGCUCUACGAGCUACACAAACAACCCAAGCAGCACGCCUCCGACAAGAUCACACUGAAACGCCACUUUGAGAAGGUGGAUACCGUGUCACAAGAGUUGGAGAAGAAGCUGCGACUUAUACUCAGUCGCACACUAAAUACUUUACGCAAAAAGCCAACGAUCAUAGUCACCGCCCUUCGUAUCAUAGAGCGGGAAGAAAAGAAUGACCAGUUCGCCCUACAACAGCAAAAGGUCACUGGAUUUCUGCCGCCCGGAAGACCUAAGGCGUGGCGUCGAAUGAUCAUGGACGUGCUGCAGCAAUCGGUGGUAACGCGUAUAGAAGGAUCGAAGCUGGAGGAGCGGGCGGACAACAAGAUGUGGCUAGUGCGCGACCUUGAAAUUCUGCGGCAAAUUAUCCUCGAAGAUCUGCGUGUGGUGAAGUCCCUAUGCGUGCCCUGCUUUCCGCCGCACUAUGACAUAUUUGGGGAGUACGUCAAGUUUUAUCACGAAGGACUGUCUAGCUAUCUUGACAACAUAGUACGUUCUGGUUUGGAGGGUAAUGAGUAUGUAUCAAUGAUGGCUUGGGUCACACACACAUAUCCAGGCGUUGAGUUGAUGUCCCAUCCUGAUCUUAACGUGGACGUACAUCGACUGAUAGGGACUCUGCUCCGGCCAGAACAUCUCAAAGCUUUAGAGGAUGAGUACCUGCAGAAUAUGCAACGUAACUUCCAGGAAUGGAUGACCAAGGCCGCAGAGACAGAAAAGCAGGAGUGGUUCACCGAGACUGUGCCCGAUCAAGAUGAUAUGUACUAUCACACAUCGGCACCGGUUAUUAUAUUUCAGAUGAUCGAUCAACAUCUACAAGUGACCAACACCAUUCACCAGGAACUGACGUUCAAGGCGUUGGUAAUGAGUAUCCAGCAGGUGGAAAUUUUUGGCCAGACAUACUUAAAAAACGUAAUCGAGCUAAAAGAGCAUCAUUUCCGCAAUCGUGACCAGAUUAAGUACUUCACUCAUUACAUUAUAACCAUCGUCAAUAACAGCCAGCAAAUGGUGGAACUGGCUCAGCAGAUGAAACAGCUCUACUGGCCAAAGUCGCGUACGGAGCACUACGAGGAUUUCGAACGCUUGCUGGCCACAUUCCAGCGGAUCCGGGCUCAUGCCGCUAGCUACCUGUUGGAGGAGGCAUUCUUAGAUAUGGAGUGCCACUUCAACGAUCUUUUUACCGCCAAAUGGUUAGCAAGCAACAUUGCCGUUGACACCAUCUGCGUGACACUAGACGAUUACUUCCAGGACUACAACCAUCUGCGGCCCAAUAACUUCGAAAUGGUCAUCAAUGAGGCCCAGAAGCUGCUAGCAAAGCGUUACAUCAGGGCUCUGCUUUCCAAACGGCUGUCAAAGCCGCGGGUCGAGUGCGAUGCUAUUACCCGGAAAAUCAAAACUGAAGCCAAGCGGUUUAAGCUCUUCUUUGAGAAGAUUGCCCCGAAGAUUUCCCUAAGCGACUCGCCACUAGAUCUUAUAUCAACGUUAUCAGCGCUGCUCAGCUCUGACAUCGAGCUUCUUGUCCUGGAUCUUCACACAUUACUGGGAAGCUACCCGUCCCUGAACGAGGACCACCUGGUGCGACUCUUCUACAUCCGCAAUGAUGUGAAAGCGGCUGAGGUACGUGAAAAGGUUCAAGAUGCCAUGAAGUCGAAGAAGGCUAUGGUCAGCAUAGCCAAGCAGGACUGCAUAUUCAAGGAGAUCGUGUUCAGCGACAAACUGUGGUAGACCCUGGACACUUUCCAUAACCCAUUCCGCUUGACCCUCUCUGUUCAGUAUCUUAUUUACUUUUAAGCUAAGAUUGUAAUUAUAUUAUUGUGCUUUAUCAACAAAUAAAUUAUUGUAUGUUUAACCACAUAA